ACCCCAUCAUACUUAAAAUCUAGGACAAAGAGCCGUCAGGACGGAACUGCUUCGACUGCAAAGCUUGAAGCUGAGCUUGGGAGCGGCCUGACGGCCCGAGCCCAUCAGCUCCACUGUGCAGAGCGCUCUGGGGUCCCUGAAAUCCGAAACCCCGGCGCAGAACCGGCGGAAACCAGAGCAAAACCCUUGAACUUUUCUGGACAAUUGCUUCCGGGCGUUUCAAGGAAGCCAGGGGACCGGACGGGAGUCCCGGCCGCGAAUGGCGAGCCCCUGAGGUCCUGUGGACACAAGAGAGGCCAGCGCUCCGGCUGCAGCAUGGACCGCGCGGGGAGCCUGGGCGCGGGCCUGCGGGGAUUCUGCGUGGCUGCGCUCGUGCUCGUGUGCGCCGGACACGGGGGACGUCGCGAGGACGGGGGACCAGCUUGCUAUGGGGGAUUCGACCUCUACUUCAUCCUGGACAAGUCAGGAAGCGUGCUGCACCACUGGAAUGAAAUCUACUACUUUGUGGAGCAGCUGGCUCACAGAUUCAUCAGCCCACAGCUAAGGAUGUCCUUCAUUGUCUUCUCCACUCGAGGGACAACCUUAAUGAAGCUAACUGAGGACAGGGAACAGAUUCGACAAGGCCUAGAAGAACUCCAGAAAGUUCUGCCAGGAGGAGACACUUACAUGCAUGAAGGAUUUGAAAGGGCCAGCGAACAGAUUUACUAUGAAAACAGUCAAGGAUACAGGACAGCAAGUGUCAUCAUCGCACUGACGGAUGGGGAGCUGCAUGAAGAUCUCUUCUUCUACUCAGAGCGGGAGGCUAACAGAUCCCGGGACCUUGGCGCAAUUGUUUACUGUGUUGGUGUGAAGGAUUUCAAUGAAACUCAGUUGGCUCGGAUUGCAGACAGUAAGGACCAUGUGUUUCCUGUGAAUGACGGCUUUCAGGCCCUUCAAGGCAUAAUCCACUCAAUUUUAAAGAAAUCUUGCAUCGAAAUUCUGGCAGCUGAACCGUCUACCAUAUGCGCAGGAGAGUCUUUUCAAGUGGUCGUAAGGGGAAAUGGCUUCCGACACGCCCGCAACGUGGACAGGGUCCUCUGCAGCUUCAAGAUCAACGACUCGGUCACACUCAACGAGAAGCCGUUUGCUGUGGAAGACACGUACCUGCUGUGUCCCGCACCCAUCUUAAAAGAAGUCGGCAUGAAAGCUGCCCUGCAGGUGAGCAUGAACGAUGGCCUGUCCUUCAUCUCCAGUUCCGUCAUCAUCACCACCACACACUGUUCAGAUGGCUCCAUCCUGGCAAUUGCCCUGCUGAUUCUCUUCCUGCUGCUGGCCCUGGCGCUGCUCUGGUGGUUCUGGCCUCUCUGCUGCACAGUGAUCAUCAAGGAGGUCCCGCCACCCCCAGUUGAGGAGAGUGAGGAGGAAGACGAUGACGGUCUGCCUAAAAAGAAAUGGCCCACGGUAGAUGCCUCUUACUACGGUGGACGCGGUGUGGGAGGCAUCAAAAGGAUGGAGGUUCGCUGGGGAGAGAAGGGCUCCACGGAAGAAGGGGCUAAGCUGGAAAAGGCAAAGAACGCGAGAGUCAAGAUGCCAGAGCAAGAGUAUGAGUUCCCGGAGCCCCGAAAUCUCAACAACAACAUGCGCCGGCCUUCCUCCCCCCGAAAGUGGUAUUCGCCCAUCAAGGGAAAACUCGAUGCCUUGUGGGUUCUGCUAAGAAAGGGAUAUGACCGAGUGUCCGUGAUGAGACCACAGCCGGGAGACACGGGGCGCUGCAUCAACUUUACCAGAGUGAAGAACACUCAGGCCGCCAAGUACCCCCUCAACAAUGCCUACCACCCCAGCUCCCCACCUCCUGCUCCUAUCUACACGCCCCCACCCCCUGCUCCCCACUGCCCUCCCCCAGCCCCCAGUGCCCCUACUCCUCCCAUCCCCUCCCCACCUUCCAACCUCCCUCCUCCUCCUCAAGCCCCGCCUCCUAACAGGGCACCACCCCCCUCCCGACCUCCACCAAGACCUUCUGUCUAGAACCCAAAGUCUGUGCUCUGGGCUGCCUGAGAAACUCCCGGGAGGAGGUUCCUCUACUGUUAGAAAGAUCUUCCCAGCCCAAGGUGGUGAGCGGUGACUGACCCCUGCACGAUUUCAAAGCAAGUCGUGAUGGGCAGAACAAAAUGGAAAUUUUGAACUGCCUGAAAACAAACAAUGAGACAAUUGCAGUCACAUUUCUAGCCUGUGACCCCUCACCUCUAGAAGAAGGUUCCAGAGAUGGCUACACUGCCAAGAUGCUCUCAACCAGAUCAUGUCCCAUGGAGACCAGGAAGGAAGUAAUUUCUGAGAACGGAAUGCAGCGUUCUUGGAUAAGAAGUAACCUGUUUGAGAUUCUGAAUGCCACUUUCCUCCAUGACUUGACUCUUGACCCUUGGACUGGGAACCAGGCCAUCUUUACCCCUGGGCACUGCCCAGCAACUCUGAAAAGGUGUGGUGUCCCCAGGGUGCAUCAAGCAGGUAUUCACCGGGAAUCACAGGAUGUCUUAUAUAAGAACACAUGCUCUAUUCUCCUUCCCAAACCCCCCAGUUUCCCGGUGAGGGAAGCAGUCUUGGCGGUGGGAAAGUCAUGUUGCCAUGCUGAGACGUUAAUGGAGCCAGUCCUUAGCACCGAUGAGCAAGCCUUGAUGGGAGCAUCCAGCUGGUACAUCUAGAGGUGGCUGACUUCAGCCAGGCACAGUCCCUAAACCACCAAGCCUUGUCAUUGUCAAAGGCAGCCUGCUAACCAUUUGCCUUAAACAUCGGGGUUUGGCUUUGACAUUGGUCAGAGCUGAUCACAUGGCGCCUUCCAUAUGAGGUCACAAGGUCCUUCAUCUUCAGUACACCAGAGAUUUCGAAGUCCAGCUGAGAGACAGUGGUCCUGACCUGAUAAGAAAACUAUUCCCCGUUGAUUCUCUCAGAAACAAGCCAUUGUGUGUAGAAGCAGGUGUGCUUCUCCUUGGCCCUUCAAUCUACUCACAAAUAUUAGCACUUGUUAAACAAGCGGGGAAUGCACCCUGUGUGUAACACAGAAAAUCCCUGCCUGAAACUGCCACCCCAUUCCUCCACAUCAGCCGCCUGAUCAGUGAGCCCUUUAACCUCAUGUAAAUCCUGGGCAUUGUUACCCAACCAUGAAAACAGAGGUCGUUGUCAAAGGCAGUGUGCAGCCCCUCCAAAAUCAUGUUCCUACCCUCAGUUUUCCAUGGGUCCCGAAAUUCCCAUCUCAGGCUCCCAAAACUAUAAACUCUUCGCUGGAACAAAAGAUUGAAAAUAAAUAGAAGCUUUUGUGCUUUGGGCCAUGCUCCACAAAGACCCCUUAAGAAUCCAAGUUAGCCUCCUUCUUUCUGUUUAUUUAGAGCAGAGGCGUCAGAUGUGGUGUGUUCUGUAGGCACCAAUUCUUGUUCCCCAGGCUGACAUUUCUAAUUAGCCUCAGGACUAUUUCUCAGUUUAGCCCAAUGAUAUUUUGCCACAACACUUCAAACCGCAGCUCUAAUGGCCUGCCAGUCAUCCCUUAGAAUUGACAGAGAUAAACACUAUUUGCAAUCCCCACCUUUGGAGAAGCAGAGGAGAAUGGGGGAAUUUCCGGCAUGAAAGGUAUUGUCUGGGGAGACUCAACCUAGGGGAGCCUAAGUCCGUGACCAUGAUGGCCCAUCCACGGUGCCAACACCAAAGUGACACUUUUGUACCCCAGAUCUCGCCAUGCCCUGCUUUUCAGGACUUAGGGACGUGACCUCCCUUACUCUUUCUGUGCCCUGCACUUGCCACUUGUAGAACAAAGCUUCUUUAGUGCAAGUCCCUCAUUAAACAAGGGUGGUGGCAUUGCUGGGCCCCAGACACCCAUUCCCAGGAGGAUGGGCUCCCCAGGCUCACAGCAUGCGGACGAUGAGCCCCCUCCCCUUGGCUACUGUUUUGACUGCUGGCAGUACAAAACAGGCCCCCCACACACACCACGACUGCACAUUUGUGUGGCCAUAAGAAAGUCUGAACCAAGAUGCUGGCGUUGCUGUUCAACAAAAGUGGGAUCCAGGGAAGGCAACGGGCUCCCAAGAGCAGGCCACCCUGUGCCCCGUACAGUUUUCUAAGAGGCCGUAGUAAAGUGUCUGAGGAAUAAGGGAUGUUGGUACAUGGUGAUUCUGAGAAGAUUUUUGCAAGGUUUGACCUUAGAAUUGACUCAAUAUGUCUUCCCUGGUCAUUCAGAAUUAUGAUUAGAAGUUUCUAGAAACUGAACAAGGUUACUACCUUUCAUAGUAGGCUACUCUGGGCAGGAAAGUCUACCUGGUUUACAAAGUCCAUCGGUUCUGUGUCGUUCCCUGUAAGCAGCAGGAGAUGGUGGUUCUAAUUAGGAAACCGCGUGUGUUAUUUGUUUGACCCCUUGUUAUUGUCCUUAUGGAGUUUUUUUUAUAUAAAAGCCAAAUUUUGUUGUAUAUAUUCAUAUUCCACGUGACAGAUGGAAGCACGUCCUAUAGGUGUGAAUAAAAAGAACAGUUGUAGUAAAUUAUUAAAGCCAGUGAUGUUUCACGGCAGGUUACUCUCCAAGCUGUGCUUGUUGAUUUCCCACGACCAUACCGCUUUAAUGUACCAAUAGUUACUGAACCGACGACACCCUCGUUUACACAUCAGUGACAGCCUUGCUGAGAACUGCGGUCAGUCCCUCUGCAGACAGCUCACUCACCAACAGGGUCCUGCCUGGAGCUUGGCGCCUGCGAGACAGAAGAGCUGUCUCUCCCCAGCACCAGGGACAAAGCUACCCAUGAACCAAGGGAAAGUCUUGGCUCUCAGCCACGGGUGGGGGGUCUCACUAGGACCCUCAGGAGGAGCAGACAUGAGCUUCACUUGCCACCUGCACUCAACGUGGUGGUGGGAAAUCCAUCAAAGGAUGAGUGUAAGAUACUGACCCACAGUUCAGCAGCAGAAGGGAUUCAUGCUGUGUAAAGGGUGGAAUUUGUAUUGCGAGCCCUAGCAAGCCUGUUGUACUCACCAGGAGGAAGGGAAGGGAGCAUGCUGGUCAGCUGUCUCUUAGCUAUCUGAGUCUGGCUACAAUUAUCAUGCUUGGAGAACCGACUUAAAAGAAUUAGAAUAUGAUUUCUGGAUGCACAUAACGUUAGACUCUUCUCUUUUUCUAUGAUAAUUCAGUUAUGGAUGUUCAGCAUCUCCGAGUCGUUGUUAUGAAAGAUCUGUCAUCACUGUACCGUGCUGUAGGAGACUAGGCUGAACCUGUACAAUGGUAUACCCUGGAAGUUGCUUUUUUAAAAGAAUAAUAAUAAAUACCUAAAACCA
This is a messenger RNA of Myodes glareolus (Bank vole), 5277 nucleotides long. Lineage: Eukaryota; Metazoa; Chordata; Mammalia; Rodentia; Cricetidae. The record is from RefSeq and is a predicted model, not a curated record.